Molecule: messenger RNA, 2840 nt
Organism: Podarcis muralis (Common wall lizard)
Lineage: Eukaryota; Metazoa; Chordata; Lepidosauria; Squamata; Lacertidae
Gene: HAO1
Product: hydroxyacid oxidase 1
Molecular function (GO): FMN binding; oxidoreductase activity
Source: RefSeq, a predicted model, not a curated record
CCAAAAACUAUCGUCUUGUGGUCUGGUGCGUCUUAUAGAGCGAAAAAUACGGUAUUUUCUCUGUAGCUUUGAAGGUCAAUGGAAAUGGUUCUCUUUCAGUCAUUUUGUGAAACAAAGGUGGGUGUGAAGGACUUGCUGUACUUCUCAGAUUCAAAAGUUAAAGUUUAUUGCAACAAGAUUCUACUAGGGAUGCACAGCACAAGCUCUUGAAGAGGGGAGCUGUGUUAAAGCUGAACUUGACUUAAAGGCACUUUCAAGAUGGGGUUCCAGUCCCAUGUGUACUAGAUUGCAAAUUUAUUUAUAAACUAGGUUCAUUUUUCCUCCCGCUAACUUGCAGUGACCCGUUACAUCCCUAACAAGAAAGGAAAUUUAAAUUUAGCAUUUUGCAAAGUUGGUUACUAUUUUCUCUCUUCCUGUGUUCUCUCCAAAUACCACCUUGGCGUGCCUUAAUUCUAAAAGUACUUUUGUUCUUGCUUUUUCUCUUUUUUGGCCUAGACUUCCUUUCAAAGGUCUUUUGUCUUAUGUAGCCUCCUUGAGAUGCCUGUAACUUUUUUUAGACUUGUAUGUUCCUUUUAUAAGCUGUGGUCUAUCUGAGCCCUCAUAGCAACUUUUACAUAACCUCCAAGCAUGCUUCUAGUUUCCCUGGUUGAUACGCAUUGGCACAUAUCCGAAUUCAGUAAAUGAGAAAUAGAUGCCAAAGUCCAAAGCAGUUGUCCAGAAAUGUCAACAGGGGGCUUGUAUUUUACUUGGGUUACUUAAAAAUAUAUAUACUGAGUUAUCUGAGCUUUGCUUUAAUUUAAUGAUUAACAGGCAGAAAUGCAGAAACUUUAAAUGAUCCAAGUGCAACAAAAACUGAGUAACCUGCAUCAUGUCCGAAAAACCAAUUUGCAUUGCUGACUUUGAGGAACAUGCUAAGAAAUUUCUUCGAAAAUCUGUGUAUGACUACUAUAAGUCUGGAGCUGAUGAUCAGCAGACCUUAGCUGAAAAUGUAUCUGCAUUUUCAAGGUUAAGACUGUACCCUCGGAUGCUGAGGAAUGUGUCUGCUCUGGACCUGUCGACUUCCAUCUUGGGCCAGAAACUCAGCAUGCCAAUAUGUGUAGCAGCGACAGCCAUGCAAUGCAUGGCUCAUGCGGAUGGAGAAAUUGCAACCGCCAGAGCUUGCAGAUCAAUGGGAACGGGGAUGAUGCUGAGUUCGUGGUCCACAACAUCUGUAGAAGAAGUUGCCCAGGAGGCUCCAGAGGCAAUUCGUUGGUUGCAGCUCUAUAUCUAUAAGGACCGUGAAGUCACCAGGUCCCUAGUGAAGCGGGCAGAAAAAGCUGGAUACAAAGGCAUCUUUGUGACUGUAGAUACACCAUUUCUUGGGAAACGCUUAGAUGAUGUGCGCAACAAAUUUCAGCUUCCCCCGAAUCUCAGAAUGAAAAAUUUUGAAACGAAUGACCUGGCCUUUUCAUCGGAGACGGGCUAUGGCGAAAACAGUGGCCUGUCUGUUUAUGUAGCGGAGGCAAUUGAUCCAUCAAUCAACUGGGAGGAUAUGAGGUGGCUCAGAGGAUUGACUUCGCUGCCAAUUGUUGCCAAAGGCAUCCUUAGAGCCGAUGAUGCUCAAGAAGCAGUGAAGCAUGGCGUAAAUGGGAUUCUGGUGUCAAAUCACGGCGCGCGCCAGUUGGAUGGUGUUCCAGCCACUGUUGAGGUCCUGCCUGAGAUCAUUGAGGCCGUGGGAGGAAAAGUGGAGGUGUUCCUAGAUGGUGGAGUAAGGAAAGGCACAGAUGUCCUCAAGGCCCUCGCCCUUGGAGCCCGAGCUGUGUUCGUAGGAAGGCCUGUAAUCUGGGGACUCGCCUAUAAGGGUGAAGAAGGUGUGAAGGAAGUUCUUAAGAUAUUGAAAGAAGAGUUCCAGUUGGCAAUGGCACUUUCUGGUUGUCAGAAUGUGGAAGCAAUAGACAGAACAUUGGUGCAGAGAGACCCAUGGACUGCCUCCAAGAUCUAGCCGUAUUUGCUGCCGCCAGUUGGUUACAAAUUAUUUGACAGCAAACUGCAAAGUGAAUUUAUGCUUCCAGUACAGGUUUAGGCUGGAUUAACAGGCCUAAUCUUCCACAAAUAUAUAUCAAAUAUAUCAAGGCAUCAUUUUAAUGCCUAAAGACAGUAUUGGAAAAUAUUGGCAAUACCUUGAUAGAUAGCUUAAUAUCCUUUUUAUUAUUAUCCAGUGUUCAGUCAUUUGCAAUGAAAUGUGAGUACUUAUUGCCCAAAUAAGAGCCAGCAUUGUUCUUAGAUGGGCUAAAUACAUCAUUAAUUACCAAAGUUGCACGUUUUCUGAUGGGAACUGCUGAACUGCAGUUGCACAGAUAUUAGUGGCGUUGCUUUGAAGUUGUUGGCUCGCAUGACUGGGAGCGGCUGAGCUGCUAAAACGCUAAGCAGAUGUUUGGAGGGUGCAUUCGAUGAAAAGAACGGUUCCAGUGUGAAGGCUGAAAGAUACCUCUUUGCCAUUGCUUUUAACUAUCUAAUCCUACCCAAACUGGGCUCUAAACAUAGCAGCCUGAAUUAACUCUACCCUUGGCAGCUAUGAACACAGGAAGGCAAUAUGGGUUCCCCAGAGGUUGGCAAGCUGAAGAUCUGGGGAAUUGGAGGUGUGGAAAAGGCCUUUUUACAUGGUACACACCUAGCUACACUGAAAACUAGUUAUAUCAGUGGAGAAGAAACUCAGGCCCGGGCGGUGGGGGGUGGUCCAGGCCUCUUUUUCAAACCCUCAGGUCUUGGCCCAGGCCACAUUUCUCAUGGGCCUACAGUGGUACCUCGGGUUAAGUACUUAAUUCGUUCCGGAGGUCCGUACUUAACCUGAAACUGUUCUU